Messenger RNA from Pogoniulus pusillus (Red-fronted tinkerbird), 4945 nucleotides. RefSeq names its product unc-119 lipid binding chaperone B (gene UNC119B). Gene Ontology annotation, cellular component: cilium. Bases 72 to 782 code for a protein of 236 amino acids. Gene Ontology annotation, biological process: cilium assembly; nervous system development; lipoprotein transport. NCBI's taxonomy places the organism in Eukaryota, Metazoa, Chordata, Aves, Piciformes, Lybiidae. Gene Ontology annotation, molecular function: lipid binding. The record is from RefSeq and is a predicted model, not a curated record. The transcript has 5 exons.
CCCUGCCCGCCCCGCCCCGCGCUCCCAUAGCUACCGCGGGCGGCGGCGGCCAUCUUGGCGGCGGCGGGGCCAUGAGCGGCUCGAAGGCGAGGCCGGCGGCGGGGCCGGAGAAGAAGCCGCCGCCAGUGGCUGGGGGCCCCCUCAGCCGCCUGCGGGGGCGGCGCGGCUCUGCCGACGCCGCGCUGCGGCCGCCCUGGACCGAGUCCGAAUUGCUGGCCCUGGACACGGUCCGGCCCGAGCACGUCUUGGGGCUGUGCCGGGUGACGGAGAAUUACUUAUGCAAACCCGAGGACAACGUUUACAACAUCGACUUCACCAGGUUUAAGAUUCGGGACCUUGAAACUGGCACUGUGCUGUUUGAAAUUGCAAAGCCUUCUGCCCCGGAGCAAGAUGCCGAGGGUGAGGAUGACAGCAGUGAGCCGGACGCUAGUGCAGGCCGCUUUGUUCGGUACCAGUUCACCCCAGCGUUCCUCCGCCUGCGGACUGUUGGUGCAACAGUGGAGUUCACAGUGGGAGAAAAGCCAGUGUCAAACUUUCGGAUGAUUGAGAGGCAUUACUUCCGAGAUCGCCUCCUGAAGAACUUUGACUUUGAUUUUGGCUUCUGCAUCCCCAGCAGCAGGAACACGUGUGAACACAUUUAUGAAUUCCCUCAGCUCUCAGAAGACCUCAUCCGUCUGAUGGUUGACAAUCCCUACGAGACCCGCUCGGACAGCUUUUACUUUGUGGACAACAAGCUGAUCAUGCACAACAAGGCCGACUAUGCUUACAACGGAGGACAGUAAUCGCUCCACAGCCGCGGGAUGCUGCGAUGCCCUUAGCUGUUCUGGAUGUCAGGAGUGGACUGGAGAUGCUGUCUCGUGGAACAAGGCUGCUUCACCAUAAGGGUGGUGAGACACUGGAACAGGUUGCCCAAAGAGGUGGUGGAAGCCCCAUCCUUGGAAGUUUUUAAGGCCAGGCAGGAUGUGGCUCUGGGCAACCUGAUCUAGCGGAAAGUGCCCUUGCCCCUGGCAGGGGGUUUAGAACUAGAUGAUUCUUGAGGUCCUUUCCAACUCUGAUAGGUCUGUGAUUCUUGUCCAAACCUUUUCUCCUUGCGUGAGGCUGAAAACAUGAAGCAAAGAACAGCUCGUGAAAGUAAAGGGAACCUCCCUACAACACUUCUCUGUCCUGCACGCAACAUAUUUUGCCUCUCAUUCUCUACUUCUGGUCACUUUCUGAUACCUUAAUUUGGUUGUGGAUAAAGAGGCAUUGUUUAGAAAAUUCUUGCUGUUACAAUCUUUUUAGUUAGGUUGCACCUUUAGUUGCUUCUGGUGUUCCACCUCCUGGGUGCCUGCUCCUUUACAAGAGGUCAGAUUGUCUGAGUAAGCUUUCUUGGCAGGAAAAUGUUAUCCCUUCAAGUAGCCAGUGAUGCCUGAAGAGCAAAUCUCUUCAAUUGGGUAACUCAUCUCUUCAGUGCACAGUGGCUUAAUUUGUAGCAUGGCUGACAUUACUUUCUUAGAGUGCACCCCAGUAUUCUCCAGUGAGAAAGAUAAGAGGCAUAAUUCAGCUUCUAAGCAGGACAGAUAUCUUCCUUCUGCUCAGGGGACUUCUGCUGCCCCUGAGAACAGUUUAAUGUCUUAGCAGAGAUAAAGGAUUGGGGAAAAAAGGGUUUUAUCCAGGUUGGUAAUCCAGUCGGUCUGAUGGCAGUUUUGCCAUCUUGUGAGCAAAUUGUUGCAUUUUGGAGUUCAGGGGUUGACCUCAGAGAUGGAGUUAAUCUUACUAUGUUUACUGUUUCUCCUGCUUCUCUUCGUAUCGGACUUGUGGCCCUUGCUACAGAAUGUAUUGCUUUUUAGAUGGACAAUACAUUGUCAGUCUAGCUUGGAUGGAGGGUAGGUGUCAAUCUAGUGGGGCUAGAAAAAGGGAGAAUGUGGAAAAUCACUUGAAAAAAUUGUGUAGGAAGCAGAGCUUCCUAGGCUUCAGUCUUUCUUUACUUGUAAACUUGAAUGAUCUGUCAAAGGCUCCUGAAGGAGAGAGAUGGUGCUGGGACCUGCUCACUGGCUGUACUUCAGCUAGAGUGUUAGUAGCUGAAAGCAUCCUGGAUCAGAUCAGUGUUAGGGAAUGGGAUCCUUCCUAAGAAUUUACGGGACUUUCUUUUUAUUUCAGCUCCCAUCGCUCCUGUGCCUACUUAGAUGCUUGUUUAUGGUCUAGGAAGUUCUCUUGCCAAGGUUUUCACCACCAGACUGAAGGGUGCAUUUCAGAGCUGCUGUUAGGAUCUGGCAGUUAAAAUAGCAUUGGCAGUGGCAGGAGGAGACCUGUGCCUUCCCAGCAGCCAUACUAGGGCCCAGCUCCUGGCCAUGAAAAAUCUUAGCAGACAGACCCCUUUUCUGCCUAUUUUGCUGGCUCACAUUUUUGCUGUCAGUUGUAUUUCUUGUACAUGGGAGUUAGGUUUUGUCUAGUCUAGAGGCAUUUGCUACUAUUAAUUCCACUUGUUCCUUGAGACAGUUGAAACCUAACUCCUUGUGGAUGCAGCUGGUUACUUGUUUUCCUAAGUAAGAUUCUGUGUAGUUCAUAUUUUAGCAGGAUUGAGUGAGGUGGGUCCCACAGCCUGAGCCUGGAAAUGCAUGAACAGCAGUAGGAAACCACUGCCUUUACCUUGCAGAUUAAUGGUAUUAACUUUGGUGUGGAAGACCAACUGGCACCAAAGUAAGCAGUGAGAGUAUGUGGGGUGGCAAGCUAUGGAAGAAUCUCCAGCUCUUGGGAAUAUACUUAAUUAUGAUUAGCCACAUCAAAUGACCUAGUAUGGGUGGAGCAUUAGUCAAAAGCAACCACAACAAAUGUUUUGGGAAUGUGGAGGGGCAAGGUCUGCUUGGUUGAAAGAUGAAGAACAAUUCUGCCAGCAUCAAUCCCCUCCAUCCAUUCCAAAGGCACUUGGGCAAUCUCAUUUAGUUAUUUCAUAAUUAGUUAAAGCUCCUUAUGAGGUGGAGCUUGGGAUGUCUCCUGCAGUGAUUGUCUUUAGAAGGUCUCCUGUCGAGCCGGUGAGGUGGGAAACACUUGUUUUGCUGGAAGGUACUUGUGACAAAGCAGAACUGCCUGGAAGUGUGUUUUUAAACCUGGAAUGUUUGGAGAUGCUCAGGAUCGUGUCUGGAGAGCCUCCUAGUGGUCCCCUGGGAAACUUUAGUAUCUUGAGCUGAAUUUGUGUAAUGUAAAUCCAAGUGCCUUUAAAUGUUGCUUUUAUCACAGCUUCUCUACGAAGCAACCUUCUGCUUUUCUUAGGAGCGUGAAGGAAGCUGAAGGGCUGCCAGAGCGAGCAGUAGGAGUCGCUGCACCGUGUGGUGCCAGCCCGUGCCAGCUGUUCCAGGGGCAGGCGGUGCGCGGCUGCCACCUAGCGGCUGCUUGGCAGGCAGCGGGGCAGAGUGGGUUCCUGCCUGUCGGCACUGCCUCUGCCUGUAGCCAUGAGGAAAAGGCAUGGAAGCAGUUCUCUGCCAUGGGUGAACGUGUCAGCUAGUCAGCAAUGAGGGGAACUGGAAGAGAGUCAGAAUGCUUGCAGGCAGCAGUAGUACCCCUCGACUUGUAGCUGAAUUGUUUGCUUUGACAAAUUAGAAGUCCUUUUCCCAAAAAGCAUGCUGCAGAAAAAAGGCUUUACAAGAGGGCAGCCCAGCAUGGAGAAAGUUGAUUGGAAUCCAAGAAGUGACAGAUUUCCAAGCUCCUGUCUCCACUUCAAAUGCUUCUUGAAGGUCCCUUCUCUUAGAUGCUUCCUAUGAAGUCUUGUGGCAGGGAUGAUGGUAAACAAGAUUUAUCAGAGCAUCUUCCUUCAGGGUUGUCUGCUCUGGUGCUUCGAUGAUGGCUCAAAGCUACUCAUUCCAGUGAGAUAGGAAGAAAUCCCAGUUGUAUCUCAUCCUUGUUGGGUGGUUGCAUUGUGUUAGCUAUCAGUUGAUGUCAUGGGAGAUGCUUCAGUGUUGGCUGAAGUUUGAGCAAGAGAAAAGGUAUCUGUGCAUACAGCUUGUUUCAGGACGUGUGCUGAGCUGGAAGAAGAGUUGGGAUCAUGCUGUGUUCUGCUCUAAUGGAAAAAGGGACCAAACCCACAAACCCAGUAUUUGUCUUUUUAGCACCAGGACCAACUUUUCAUAUUUUUGAGGCAAGUGCUUUGGAUCCAUGCAAAUGAGCUUCCUGGGCAGCUAUUUUCAUUGACUGAAGAAUACAUAUUGCACCUUGUGAAGGAAGGUCGUGUCUUGUUGUGUGGUCUGGGAAGUGCUACCUGUCUUCUGUUUUUAAUGGAAGUGUCUUCCUGUGUGUGUUCUUAGGAUUUUCAGUGUCUUUUGCUGCAGGGAAACAGCAGCCUCCUUUCUGGUGCUUGAGGAUAUUUAUUCCACUAGUCCAAAGUUCAGGAAGAAUAAAACAAGUGUUAGAAGUCAGAAAUUAAUGAGGAAGGUGGUGGUGAAGUAGCAAGGUCCAAGCACAGUAGCUACUCCUCAAGCUCUGUUUCAUUGCAUCCUCUUCAGCCGUUUCCCAGUGUUUGUCUCGUACCCUGCUGUCCUGUCACAUGGAGCUGCCAGUAACUGGUGCGACCCUCGGGCACUGCCGACUCUGCAGCUUCACGAUGAGGACUCUGGUGGAGUUGUCACCUCUUCCUCUGCAGCAGAGGACAAAACAGACACCAGCAAAUGCCGUCUCUGUCUGCCUGAUCUCAGUGCUGCUACAGGACACCUAUUUGUAUCUCUCACAGCGUGGCCUUUGGGCACGUCGACCUCCUGCUGUCCCUUUCGGGCACUGCUUCCGUGGCCCUGCCUGUAGUCAGGGCUCGGUAGCGUGCUGGCAGUGCCCAUUCGGUGCCGGCGUGCCCAGCUCCCUCUCUGUCUCCCUGCAGGGUGCCGGCGGCCCCUGCACCUUCGGCGCGGUCGCGGGUGCCGAUGUCUUUGUGUGACCGUGCUUUGUCACCAGCAGUAGUAAUAAAACCGCUCCCGAUUCCGCA